UGAACUCACACUACACCUUACCCCAUCCAAUCAUUUCUCCUCACUAAGACUAUACUAACGUUUCACGGAUAUGGAGACGACGGCCUCCGUCAACGGGAAAAAAUCCGCCUCCGCCAUGCAGGUGGAGGACGCGGCGGAGGUAGCCGCCGCGGAGACCCCGUUGUGGAAGAUAGUGCUGGUGGCGUCCAUUGCCGCCGGCGUGCAGUUCGGGUGGGCCCUACAGCUCUCCCUCCUCACCCCCUACGUCCAGCUCCUCGGUGUGCCCCACAAGUUCGCCUCCUUCAUGUGGCUGUGCGGCCCCAUCUCCGGCAUGAUCGUCCAGCCGCUCGUCGGCUACUACAGCGACAACUGCACGUGGCGGUUCGGUCGCCGGCGACCCUUUAUCGCCUCCGGGGCGUUGCUCGUCAUUCUCGCCGUCACGCUCAUUGGGUUCGCCGCCGACAUUGGCCACGCCGCCGGCGAUCUUCUCGAUAAGACCACUAAGCCGCGAUCGGUUGUUGUUUUUGCCGUUGGAUUUUGGAUCCUAGAUGUUGCCAAUAAUAUGUUACAGGGUCCAUGCAGAGCACUAUUGGCUGAUCUGGCAAGCGGGAAUACCGACAAAAUGCGGGCUUCAAACGUACUCUUUUCAUUUUUCAUGGCGGUCGGAAACGUCUUCGGCUACGCCGCCGGCAGCUACUCCGGCCUCCACAAAAUCUUCCCCUUCUCGAUGACAAAAGCCUGCGACCUCUACUGCGCCAAUCUCAAGAGCUGUUUCUUCAUCUCCGUCGCUCUCCUCCUCACCGUGACGACCUUGGCGUUGACUUUCGUCAAAGAGCAGCAGGUCAACGUCGCCGUUGACGGAAAAGGCGGGGAGAAGGCGAAGGCCGGCGGGGUGCCCUUCUUUGGGGAAAUCUUCGGCGCCUUUAAGGACCUUCCUAGGGCGAUGUGGAUUCUCUUACUGGUCACUGCCCUUAACUGGAUCGCCUGGUUCCCUUUCCUGUUGUACGACACCGACUGGAUGGCCAAGGAGGUGUACGGCGGCAAGGUCGGCGACAAGCUUUAUGCGAAGGGCGUGCAUGCCGGAGCUCUGGGUUUGCUCCUCAACUCGGUGGUUUUGGGUUUCACGUCGAUCGGGGUGGAGGUCAUGGCGCGGCGGUUCGGCGGCGUGAAGAAGCUCUGGGGCGGCGUGAACUUUGUCUUGGCGAUUUGCUUGGCCAUGACGGUUUUGGUCACGAAAAUGGCGGGGCAUUCCCGGCGGUUAGAUUCCAGCGGCAACGUUCUGCCGCCGACGGCCGGCGUUAAGGCCGGCGCUUUGGUUCUAUUCUCCGUCCUCGGGAUUCCUCUUGCGGUUACUUUUAGCAUCCCAUUCGCUCUGGCAUCCAUCUUUUCGAGCAAUGCUGGCGCCGGGCAAGGUCUUUCCUUGGGCGUCCUAAAUCUUUCCAUCGUCAUACCGCAGAUGUUCGUGUCGUUCUUGAGUGGGCCCUGGGACUCUCUGUUCGGAGGCGGGAACUUACCUGCAUUUGUAGUAGGAGCAAUUUCGGCCGCCGCGAGUGGCAUAUUUGCGAUGACGUUGCUGCCAUCUCCGCCGCGCAAUGUGCCGUUGUCCGCUGCCGGAGGUUUCCAUUGAAAGUUGAAACUGAAUGCGGUUUGGAGGAGCAAAUUUGCCCAUAGUUCAUAUGUAUGUAUCUAUCUUUUUUUCCAAAAGUUGUAACGGGGAAUAUAGAAGAGAAUCUGCUCCCAUGUGGUCUUCCUAUUAACUCGUUGACUUUUAUUUGAGUCAGUCAUAUAUCCAUAAAUAUAUACUCUUCGCAUCCACAUACUGCGCCUGUAGAGGCUGUAAUUUUUUUGUUCCAUAAAGGGAAGAAGAUAUUACCCCGUACAAGAAGCGGAGUUUUUCUUAAUCCACAACACUUAGAUGCUUCUAAUUGAAUGUAAUUUUCUGAUCUAGUCUAUUUUAGUCUCGUCUCAUCAGAAUUGGUCGAGAAAAUUGUGUCUCAUGUGUACGUACCUUACAAUUGUUGGAGUCUAUUAUGAUCAAAUUUCAUCGAAUUUACUUAAAUUUGGUCUAAUCUGAUUCGCUCGAUGUCUAAAUU
Cuscuta epithymum is the source of this 2072-nucleotide messenger RNA. Lineage: Eukaryota; Viridiplantae; Streptophyta; Magnoliopsida; Solanales; Convolvulaceae. The record is from the annotation of a GenBank genome assembly.